GGUGUGGUGAACACGAUGCCGCUGCGUACCACUGUGAUCGGCAGCUACCCGAAACCAGACUAUCUUGAAAUUCCGGACUGGUUCAAACCUCCUUAUGAAGUCCGACCAACCGAUUACUCCGAGUACUGUAAGAAGACAUCGCUCGAAGAAUUGGAAGAAGUGUUGAAGAAAGCAAUUAAAGAUGUUAUAGAUGAGCAAACCGAACUGGGUAUUGACGUCAUCACCGACGGCGAUAUGAGUAGAGAAAACUACAUCUUCUUUUUUUGUCGGCACAUAAAAGGAUUUGAUUUCGAGAAUCCAAUACUGCGGCCUAUUCGCAAUGGGGCGCUUAAAGCUCAUUUGCCUCGAAUUGUUGGGAAAAUCGAACCAUGCAAUGAAGACGAUUGGGCAGCUAAAGAAUGGAGGAUGGCUCAGGAUAUGUCACGUGUUCCUGUGAAGUACACCGUACCUGGUCCAACGACGAUCAUUGGCACAACACACAACGAAUAUUACAGUAAUGACGAAGAGUUGAGUAAAGACCUGAUAAAAGUAAUCAACAAACAGAUUCUAGGGCUAGUAAAUGCAGGAUGUCGCAGCAUUCAGAUAGACGAACCUGUUUUUGCGAGAAACCCAGAUGUUGCGCUGAAUUAUGGGAUAGAUCAUGCAAUGAAGUGUUUUGAUGGAGUGGGGAAGGAUGUAGUGAAGACAGUUCAUCUGUGUUGUGGAUACCCCACUCACUUAUCCUAUAACCCUACCACUCCCACCAUUAGUGUUGUCAAUGACUACGAUAACAACAAUGACGUUGCAAUUGAAGAUGCGCAUAGACACAAUGACCUGACUCUUCUUAAGCAUUUUAAGAAAUCGCAAGUUGUUCUGGGAGUCCUUGCCGUAGCUAGAAGUCGUGUGGAGACUACGGAAGAAAUACGUAAUCGAUUGUCUGAGGCAUUGAAGUACAUUCCCGCUGAGAGAUUACUGGUGGCGCCUGACUGUGGACUGGGGUUUCUACCGCAUGGCAUUCUUAAACAAAAGUUACAGAAUAUGGUGAAAGCUGCCAAGUCUUUGCCAUGA
Saccoglossus kowalevskii is the source of this 1047-nucleotide messenger RNA. RefSeq lists its product as uncharacterized. Gene Ontology annotation, molecular function: zinc ion binding; 5-methyltetrahydropteroyltriglutamate-homocysteine S-methyltransferase activity. NCBI's taxonomy places the organism in Eukaryota, Metazoa, Hemichordata, Enteropneusta, Harrimaniidae. The record is from RefSeq and is a predicted model, not a curated record.